AGAAAGAGGAAAGAGAAACCCAUGCCAAAAUUUUCAAAUUGAUCAAAUCUGAAGUAAAACAUGCUGUUGUAUUUUCAUUGAUCAAUGAUAUUACACGACAUGUCUACUAAACGCAAAUUUACCAUUGAAGGCUUUGACGGAUCUUUGAAGAAAAAGCAAUGCAUGUAUAUUCUCGAGAGGCAGCAGAUGUUACAUUUGUUAACACAGAGAGAAUCUCAAGUGACAGAAGAAAUGGAAGUCACACCUCAGGUACCUCAGGCAGAAUCUCAGAGGCCACACACAGGGAGCAAUAAACUCAACUUUCCCAUCAACAGUUUUCCUCUGCAGGGCCUCAAUAAUAACAAUAACCAAUCAGAGUGUUUGAGGUGCCUAGCAGGAGAACCGGGACAUUUCCGGCACGUGAAGACGUACAGUUGACGUUAAUGAAGUGAGUUGAUAAUAGAAUAAAUCACUUUGCUGGCAUGAUUAGAUGGAAAAAGAAUACUCACAUCUCUCGGAGAUCAACCA
Molecule: messenger RNA, 507 nt
Organism: Saccostrea cuccullata (small rock oyster)
Lineage: Eukaryota; Metazoa; Mollusca; Bivalvia; Ostreida; Ostreidae
Exons: 4
Coding region: 85-417 (110 amino acids)
Source: RefSeq, a predicted model, not a curated record